Diorhabda carinulata is the source of this 1327-nucleotide messenger RNA. It is a transcript of the gene Dpit47, whose product is annotated as DNA polymerase interacting tetratricopeptide repeat-containing, protein of 47 kDa. The record is from RefSeq and is a predicted model, not a curated record. The transcript has 7 exons. The coding region runs from base 93 to 1253 and encodes 386 amino acids. Gene Ontology annotation, molecular function: Hsp90 protein binding. NCBI's taxonomy places the organism in Eukaryota, Metazoa, Arthropoda, Insecta, Coleoptera, Chrysomelidae.
UUAUAGGAAUAGGAAUAGCUAGUGAUAAGGUUAUGUUCUUUAUUUUUAUAUCAUGUGUUUUCCAUGUCUGAUUUAAAAAAUAUAUUUUUAAUAUGAAUAAUUCUGAAAAUACGAGAAAAAAGAAAUGGACGGAGCAAGAACGACUUGAAUUGGCGGCAAAGCUAGACAGAGAAUUAGAUGAAUUUAUUGAAAAUUUACCAAGAAAGAAAUAUGAAGAUGGUUGGCCAGAGGACCGGUGGGAAGAAGAAAUGGCCAAACAUCCUUUUUUUAUGAAAGAACCACCAAAACCAGGUGAUGAAGUUCAUCCGCUUUUUGAGGGUCUUCAGAAAUUGAAAUAUGAUCCUGAAGAAAAUGAACCUGAUGAUCUAGCAAUUAGUUACAAAGAAGAUGGUAACUUUAAUUUUAAAUACAAAAAUUAUAGACUGGCAGUUUUGUCAUAUACAGAAGGCAUUAAGGUCAAAUGUGGUAAUCCAGAAAUAAAUGCCACUUUAUUAAACAAUAGGGCAGCAGCACAUUUUUUUCUAAAAAACUAUAGGUCUUCACUUCAAGAUUGUGAAUUGGCACUUAAAAUAAAGCCGAACUAUGAGAAAGCAUUAGUUAGAGCUGCAAACUGUUGCGUUGAAAUGAAAAACUAUAAAAAAGCAAUUGACUACUGUGAUAUUAUUUUAAACAAGGAAAAAGAUAAUAGAAUUGUAUUAGAUUUGAGAAAAAAAUGUGUUAGUGCCGCAAAAAUUAAAGAAAGAGAUGAGAGAAAGAGGGAACAUCAAGAAAAGAAAAGAAAUGAAGAAGAAGAUGUAAUAAUUAAUGAAAUUAUUAAAAGAGGAUAUAUGAUAGAAGGAGGAACGAGAGGAAAUCUCUCCUUAGACAAACUUGAACCACAUUUUCCUCAAUUGGUACAUAAUCGAGUUCAUUUGGAUGAAACAGGAACCCUUGUUUGGCCUGUAGUUUUUGUUUAUCCAGAAUAUAAAAUCAUGGAUUAUAUCCAAGAAUUUGAUGAAAAUCAAACGUUUUCUGAACAAAUAGAGGCAAUGUUUAAAUCUCCACCUGAUUGGGAUGAGCAAAAAAAGUAUAUACCUAAUCAAUUAAAUAUAUAUUUUGAAACGUCCAGAAAUAAAAUCAGGCUUAUAGAACAAACCAUGACACUAGGAAAUGUUCUCAAAAACAAUGAGUACGUUAUUAGAGGAGGCACCCCAUCUUUUAUUAUCAUGGUCAAGGAUAGCUCAGCAGAAAAACGUUUCUUAGAAGAAUAUUAAUCUGGUUUUUAAUUCAAUAACAAUUAAUUUUGAUGAUGCAUAAAUCAUACAUUAAAAACAUGAUAAACAAUAAA